CUUAAAAGUUAAAUUACUUAAUUUGAUGUAAAAUCAAACACUGAUAAAUAUUGCUACUAUCAAAUAUUUAACAUGGCAAUAAAAAUACUCAAUUCUAGAUUUCUAUAGUUUACAUUUUUUCAUUAUAUUUGUCACUGUUGGCUGGUUCACCAGAUUUGAAGGAACGAAGGUCUCCUUUGUUGAGCUGCUUCACUGCUGGUAAGGGUAAUUCAGGACUCACAAUGAAGCUGAAGGUAGUUUGGAGGAAAGUAUCUGAUUAUGUUCGAUAUGAUCUGAAAGAGAUUGCUUUUCCUUCAUCUUUGCCGGACCCUCCUCACUUCAAAAAACGUAGGAAACUAACUUUGAAGGAGCGCUAUCUUGUGCUUAAGGAAGCGUCUAGGCUUUAUGCUGCAAGCUGGGUGAGGGACAUUGGUCCUGAACUUCGGCCCAAUGAACACAAAAAGAAGCGUGAGAUUGAAGGCGGGUUGGAUGAAGAAAAUGGUAACAGAAAGGAGAAGGAACCCUCAACAUUAGAGGAUCUAGCUGUGGCUGCAAGAGGUGGCAUGGAGACACUACGACCAGCACUGCAACGAGUUUACAUGACAAGAGCUUCCGCAUAUACAGAUGCACUUAAAAGUUUCAUACAAGGAUAUCAAGAAGGCAUCCAACAAAUCAUGGAGAAAAAGACAGACUCAAAACCAUCCGAAGGCGCUGAUGCAUCGAACUCCAAAGGACCAACUUGAGUUUUAAUGGACAAUUUGUGAGUUCAUCUUUUGCAAUACCAGCUGCAAGAACUUGUACGAUGUCCUCCCUUAUUUCUGUCGAGACAAUCAUGUUAAUGAGUAUCUCCAUUUCUCAUUUUUGUACAUAACUAGAAUGGCGGUGAUGUAAGGGAUGAUAUUUACAUGAACAAUACUCGGGUACUACCAGUUUUUGAGCACUGCUUUAUUUUGCUGUAUUUAUUUUACUGUUGUUUGAA
Lycium ferocissimum is the source of this 958-nucleotide messenger RNA. RefSeq lists its product as uncharacterized. The record is from RefSeq and is a predicted model, not a curated record. Lineage: Eukaryota; Viridiplantae; Streptophyta; Magnoliopsida; Solanales; Solanaceae. The transcript has 4 exons. The coding region runs from base 222 to 722 and encodes 166 amino acids.